This is a messenger RNA of Psylliodes chrysocephalus, 1696 nucleotides long. NCBI's taxonomy places the organism in Eukaryota, Metazoa, Arthropoda, Insecta, Coleoptera, Chrysomelidae. The record is from the annotation of a GenBank genome assembly.
UGUUUUAUUCGACUUACUGACUAGGUGAAAAUUAUACCAAAAAUGAGGUUAAAAAAUAAAGAACGAAAAAAGGGUUUUUGGUCAGUUGUAUAUGAAACCUAUAAAGAUUUUGCCGAAAAUACGAGCAUUCAUGGUUUGAAGUAUACCGUUAUGAAAGAGAUUGGAACUUGGGAAAAAUCAUUUUGGACAAUAGUGGUUCUAUCUGGAUUCGUAACGUCAGUGUAUUUAACAUUUCUAUUUUGGGAAAGAUAUGUCAGUAAUCCUACAAGAACUACAAUAAUGAGUUACUAUGCACCUACCAGUAUGAUUCAAUUUCCAGCUGUUACAAUAUGUAAUAUCAACAGAAUUAUGGAUUCGAAAGUGGACACAUUUAUGAAAACGUUACAAUUAGAUGAAUCAGAAAUAAAUAGUGUAAAAAAAGCACUACCGGAAAUUAUGGGCUUUUCGGAACUAAAUAUAGACAACAGAUACAUCAAAGUUUUUCAAAAUAUUUUAGAGAAGAACUCUAUCUUUAAUAUAUCUUAUUUUAUGAAAAAUAUUGUGCAGAACUGCAGUGAAAUGGUCAAAUAUUGCUUGUGGAAUAACGUUCCAGUGAAUUGUUUAAAAUCGUUCAAAGAAAGCUUAACAGUUGAUGGCUAUUGUUGUUCUUUUAAUUAUGGGUCUACUGACACCAAAUAUCCCUAUACAGAUUUAAAUGGAUUUGGAGCUGGUAUAUCAGUGAUCCUAGAUCCUAUGCUUCAACCUGUACAAUAUUCAGACUAUCAAUCUUCAGGUUUUAAGGUUAUUAUUCAUGAUCCUGAUGAAUAUCCCGGAUUCCAAUCAACGACAAAAAUGAUAUCCAGCGGCACAAUAUCUUAUCUUCAGUUGUACGGCAUAAAGAUGAUGUGUAGCGAUGCAGUCAGAAACCUGCCAUUCAGUCAAAGGGAUUGCUAUUAUUCAGAUGAGUUAGAACUUCAAACUUUUACAGCGUAUAGUUAUUCAAAUUGUGUGACCGAAUGCGAAGCCUAUUAUUACUACGAAAACUGCGAUUGUGUUCCAUAUUAUUAUGAUUUUAUAGGCAAGCCCGAAUGUAAUAUUUCUAAAUUAUCGUGCAUACAUGACACGUUUUCUGAUGGGCAGGACUUCAGCAAUAUAUGUGAUUGUCCUUCGCAAUGUGAAGAUGAUUAUUAUGAUAUAAUAUCAGAAUAUUCCUCAUUCGAUUAUGAAGAAAGCAUGGGGAUGUCUUCAUUUGGAAAUACAACGAUAACUAAAGACUCGGUACUAAUAAAUGUAUUUUUCAACGACCAAUCUCAAACAAUUUAUUUAAGGGAUACAAUUUUUUCCACAAUAUAUCUCUUGUCAUCAUUUGGAGGAGUAUAUAGUUUGUUCCUAGGUUGCAGUUUGAUUACAGUUGUUGAAAUCAUUUACUACUGUAUGUUCAGAUUUUUUGUUACCAUGAAAUAUUUAGAUCGAGCAGAACUAGAGGAAAAACCAACCAACUUAACUAAAAUAGAAAUAUCUACAGUUUUUAAUAAACAGAGACAAGAUACGUAUUUUAAAUCCACAUUUUUGCCGUAAUAAACGCUUAUGUAACCUUUCAAAAAUACUUAGAUAAAAUAGCAGUAUCUGAAGAACAAUAUGUAUGAAAUAUUGGUUUGCUGGUUUCUAUUUCUAUAUUUUAUCGAUGAAACAAUUUUGAACAAAUUAAAAAUAAAUA